AUGAUUGUUUCUAGCUUUGUCAAGGACAGCAGCGCAUAUGAGUGCGGGCUAGUGCGAGAUGGAGAUAUUCUCUCUUCAGUUCAGGGGCAGAGCGUAGAAAGCUUGCCACUGGAAGAAAUACACAAGCUGCUCCUUGGUGAGAAAGACAGCUGGGUGCAGAUGAGAUUUCUGCGACAGACAGACGCCAAGACCGCGAGGAUGCGGAACUCGGGAAGCAGCGACAUGUCAGAGCGCAUGUUGGGACAGGGACCAGGAGAUACUGUGUGGGCGAGCAGCAAGAUGCGGUCCUUUGCCCCUACCUACGACACCAUUCUGGUGGACCUCUGCCGAAAGACUCCUUCAAACAUCCUUUCGGAAGCAGCUUCCCAAGCGCAGGAGGAGGCGAUGAGCCUGAAAAACAAGUAUCGAUAG
This is a messenger RNA of Guillardia theta CCMP2712, 411 nucleotides long. RefSeq lists its product as hypothetical. Gene Ontology annotation, molecular function: protein binding. Bases 1 to 411 code for a protein of 136 amino acids. The record is from RefSeq and is a predicted model, not a curated record. The transcript is spliced from 3 exons. NCBI's taxonomy places the organism in Eukaryota, Cryptophyceae, Pyrenomonadales, Geminigeraceae.